GUAGGUCUGCGGCAUGCCUUCUUUAGGGAAUAACAACAUCUGGGUUUGCGAGAGCGAGGCAGCAGUAGAGGGGUAGAAACUCUUGGAACUGCUCUGCACUUUUCCUGUGUUUGGAGAUCUAACUUUUCCUGCACUCUGUCACACUCCUGUUUCCUUUUCUCCCCGUCUCUCUCUCUCUCUUUCUUCCUGCUGUAUGGCGCUCCUUCGCUUUAAGCCCUAACAGGGGGGUAGUCUUCGACAGUUGUGUCAGCCUUCACGCUGCGGUUCUUCUCCUCUUUCUCUCUCUGUUUUCUUUUGGUAUGACUCACGGUGGUCCCUUUCAGCAAAGGCGUGCCUGCGCUCGGACCCUCAUAUCUUUUCAGAAAGACUAACCUGUCAAGAUUCUUCUGUCGCCAGACUCUUCUACAACCUCUCUGCAGUGAAGGCCAGCUGACGCAGGCUCUGGCAAGACCCAGUAGGAAAUGAGCGUCUGACUCCUUUCUACGGAGGACGUUCUUGGAUUUCUUCACCACCAAGACUAGUGUUUGGAAAAGCAACUGAACAGUCUGAACAGAUGGGGGUGGUGGUCCUCACAUGGAUGCUGGUCACCCUAAGCUACUUGCUAUCUCUGGGCCAGACAGAGAAUGUGCUGAAGGUGAAUUCUGGUCUGCAAGUUUUCAGAGGUCAGAGUGUAUCAGUGACCACACGAGAGCUGCAGUUCGACACAGACGCAACUUCAGAGGCCUGCAAAGUGGAGGUGGUGCUCAAUGAACCCGUGACACAGAGGGUGGGCAAACUCACGCCACAGGUAUUUGACUGCCAUUUCCUCCCUGAUGAGGUAAAAUAUGUCCAUAAUGGCAGUCCUUUACUGGAGGAGGACAUAGUCAUGCUGAGAGUCUACAGGUUCACAGAUAUUGAGACAUUUACUGAGUCAUUCAUGCUGAAAGUGGAGGUGAUGGCACCUGAGAAGAGCCUGGUAGAGUUUGGCAGCGCUGCUCUGGUGGUUCCAGAGUUCUACGGCCUCUCCAACGCCAUCGACAGCAACGUGUUGUCCUUCAGAACUCGGCACAAUGUGAGCUGUGUCGUUCGCCUGCUCAGCUCUGAGAUCAGCAUUCCUAUGCUGGGUCAGGUGGUGACAGAGGACCCUGCCCUCAGAGACCAGGCUUCUGAACCUGCUCCUGGGCCAAGGAAAGGUCGACAAACUGCCAUAUCUUGCCCUGGAAAUAAGGCCUGUGUGCAUAACAGCAGGGAGGUGAACUUCUUGAAGACCAGCUGCAGUGAGUUCCUCACCUCAGGGCUGAAGUACCAACAUCUUAGCCCGCCUUCACCAGAAAUCGAUUACGUGCCAAUCAGAGUGGAGCUCAGGGACCAGAACAGCCGAGCCUUGCUGGAGGCCGAGAGCGUGUGGCUCCCCGUGCUAAUCCAUGGUGCCAUGCCGAACCAGCCACCCCGUGCCGCCUUCAUGUCCACGCUUGUUCUGGAGGUGGACCAGUUCAUCUUGACCCCUGUGACCACAGCUACGCUAGACGCCACAGACGAAGAGAGCCCUCAUACUAGGCUGGCCUUCAACGUGACCAGGCCGCCGGCGGAGGGCUACAUCACCCACCUGGAUGAUCACACCAAGGCCGUGUCCUCGUUCUCCUGGCCAGACCUGAACGAGAUGAGGAUCGCGUACCAGCCGCCCAACAGCAGCCACACCCGCAGAAGGAACUAUGAGUUUGAGUUCCAGGCUCUUGACAGCUUCUUUGCAGCUAGUCCUCCUGUUACGGUUCACAUAUCCAUCCGCACGGCAGAAACAAACAGUCCACGAGUCUCCUGGAAUCUCGGGCUGGAUCUACUGGAGGGUCAGUCCAGACCAAUAACAUGGGAGAACCUACAGAUUGUUGACAAUGAUAACAUAGACGCUGUGACUCUGAUAGCCGUGGACGGUCCUCUGCAUGGACGACUGAGUGUUCGAGGUGGAAGGGGCUUCAUGUUCAAGGUGAAGGACCUCCGUGAUGGCGCGGUGGUUUAUCAUCACUCGGACAGCGACACCUCCAGGGACCACAUCGUGUUCCGGAUCACAGACGGUCGCCACAGCAUUCGUCACAAGUUCCCCAUCUACAUCCUCCCCAAGGACGAUACUCCCCCCUUCCUCAUCAACAACGUGGCCUUUGAGGUGCAGGAGGGCAGCGCCAUGCUGGUGGAGGACUACAUGCUCCUAGCAACUGACCUGGACUCCAGCGAUGAUUACAUUCAGUACCGGCUCGUAAGCCUCCCCCGUGCAGGAGAUCUGGUCAGAAAGACCUCUCCACAAGACCCAGGUGUUCCAGUUGAGUCAUUCCUGCAGAAAGACUUGUUUCAGGGCCUGAUCUACUACAGACACUCAGGAGACGAGAUGUUUGAAGACUUGUUUGAAUUCAUCCUCUCUGACAUCCAUGAACCUCCAAAUCUCUCCCACAAACACACAGUGGUGGUCCACGUGUUCCCAGUAAAGGACCAGCUGCCAGUGGAGGUCUCUGGCACGCUCCGCUCCCUCUCAGUGAAAGAGACGGAGGUUGUUUACAUCACACAGAGUCACCUUCAGUUCCGAGCCCCUGAGCACCCAGACACUGACCUCAUGUACACCGUCUCCCAGCCCUGUUUCAGCCCACUCAAGACUGGGCUACCAGAUGCAGGCAGACUCUUCUACACAGAGAGUGCAAAGUCCAUGAAAAAAGAUGCUAUGGUUCCAGUGCUCAGAUCAUUCACACAGCAUGCAGUGACUCACCACAAGGUCGGCUACAUGCCCCCCAUAGAGGACAUUGGUCCUGAGCCACUCUUUGUGCAGUUUAUCUUUUCUGUAAGUGACCAGCAGGGCGGUGUUCUCGCUGGGAUUGUAUUCAACAUUACAGUCACACCUGUGGAUAAUCAAGCUCCAGAGAUGUUCACUAACCUGCUGAGGGUAGAAGAAGGGCAAGGAGUCUUCCUGGUGGAGGAGCACCUGCUGGUGCGGGACGCAGACAGCCCUGAGGAGAAGCUCAGGGUGCAGGUGCAGACGCAACCCCGCCAUGGGCGCCUGGAGCUCCAGGGGGCGCUGUUACUCCAGGGGGACAGCUUCCUCCUGCAGGACCUGAAAGCACUAAGAGUCAGAUACAUCCAUGACGACUCUGAAACUGUGAGAGACAGUAUAGGUCUCCAGAUCACGGAUGGGAUCAACUCUGCUCAGGGCGAACUCCUUAUCCAAGUCCUCCCUGUGAACGAUGAGCCUCCGCGUCUGGGCUCCGGCCUUCGGACGGGACUGUCCUGUGAGGAAGGAGGCCACGUGCACAUCACCGCUGAGCACCUGUUCGCCACGGAUGCCGACAGCGACGACACGCGGCUCACCUACAUGCUGGCACGGACCCCUGGCCGCGGUGUGCUGCAGAGGAACAGGGUCACCGUGGACAAGUUCUCCCAGUCCGACGUGCUCCAUGGUCUCAUGUCCUACCUGCACACAGGAGGUGAGAUUGGCCCACAUCCCGUGUCAGACAUCAUCACCAUCAUAGUAUCAGAUGGGGAGGGCGGGACAGCAGAUGGCUGCUGCCAGGAAGAAGCCCUCCCUCCGCCUGCCCCUCUACAUGGAACACUUCCUGUCUAUGACCUCAACAUCACUAUACUUCCUGUCAACAAUCAGCCGCCAUCCAUAACAACAGGAAGCAUGGUGGUUGAAGAGGGCUCUAGUGUGUGUCUGUGUCGGGGAGCGCUGGCGGCCACGGACCCUGACACCGAGCCUGAGCAGUUAACCUUCCACCUGGAGACGGAGCCUCAGCACGGCUUUCUGGAGAACACGCUGCCCUCGCCAGGCUUUGAGAAGAGCAACGCUGGAAUCCGAGUGGUUUCUUUCAGCCAGCUUCACCUGAGCUCUGGAUUCAUCAACUAUGUCCAGUCCCUCCACCAGGGUGUGGAGCCCAUCGCUGACCACUUCACUAUUGCUGUCAGUGAUGGGGUCCAUAAAUCGGGGCCUGUGUCCUUCUAUAUCAUAAUCGACCCCACCAACGACGAGGCCCCAUCUCUGCAGCUGCUCAACUUCACGGUCAUAGAGGGAGGAGUGACAGGUCUGAACCCCACUAUCCUCGAUGCAGUGGACCUGGAUGCCCCACCAGACACCUUGAGCAUCGCUGUCCUGGUGCCCCCUGCUCAUGGGACUCUGCUGGACGGCACCUAUGGGCAUGAGAUGAGCCGGUAUAAAGGGACGGGUGUGGAGCUCCAGCAGAGAAGCCUGCCAGUGCAUUCCUUCACCAUACAAGCCCUGCGACAAGGAAUGGAGGUCGUGUAUAUGCAUGAUGACACAGACACCCUUCAGGACACUUUCACCAUUCAGCUGUCAGAUGGUAGUCACUCUGUCCAGGGGACAGCGUGGGUCCACGUCCUACCAGUGAACGAUGAAAAGCCUCGUCUCCUCAAGAACGCGGGAGUGGAGCUGGAUGCUCUUGACAGAAGGGUGAUCUCCAGCAUGGUCAUGGAGGCGGAGGACCGGGACACCCCCAGCAACCAGCUCUAUUACAUCCUCAGCGCAAGCCCCAGGUUCGGCCUUCUGCAACUCAAGACGACGGCCGGGUGGACGGACCUGGGCGCGGGACAGAACUUUACGCAGGAGGACGUGGAGAUGAACCGCCUGUGGUACAAACACACAACGUUCAGUGAGUUCAAAGGCCACGACAGGUUCCAGUUUUACCUCAGCGAUAUGGACAACCAGACACCGUCGCAGAGUUUCUUCAUCUCCGUCCGCGCCGUUCCAAAGGGUCACAUCGCUCUGACCACCCAGUCCGUGACAGUAAUGGAGGGAGACAGGGUGGUGCUGACCACUGACGUCCUGCUGACGAUGGACAGCGGGAGCCUGCCCGAUGAGCUCGUCUACACCGUGACCGACCCGCCCCGGCACGGGCACCUGCACAUGGCCCAGCGCCCGGGCGUCCCCCUGUUCUCCUUCACCCACAUGGACGUGGCAGCCCAUCGGGUGUGCUACACGCACGACAACAGCCACUCUGCUGACCGCGACUCCUUCAGCUUUGAUGUCAGCAACGGCGUGACCUCCAAGGGCGGCUCGCUGGUUUUCACGGUGGAACACGCUGACCGGAUUCCACCCACUCUGAGCAUCAACGCGGGCCUCCAGCUUGUCGAAGGCACCACAAGGACCGUCUCACCCGAGCACCUAAAACUGAGCGAUCCAGACACGGCCGUGGAGAGCCUGACGUACGCCCUGCUUCAGCCACCGCGGUUUGGCAGGCUACUGCUGAAAGGGCUUCCCCUGACGCAGAAGAGCUUCACACAGCUAGAUGUCGACAACAUGCACCUGAGUUACCAGCAUCUGAACAGCCCUGCCAAGAUUGACAGAUUCACCUUUCAGCCCUCUGAUGGAACGAACAAGGGCUACCUGGCCUUCGGACAGCUGCAGGAGAAGGAGACAGUGUUCACAAUACAGAUAGAAGUUUUAGACAAGACCCCACCAAACCUUGUCAACAAAGGAACCCCCAGCACAGUAGAGCAACUACAAGAUUACCUACAGGUCAUCUACAUCACCUCCAAAGAGCUGCAGGCUUCCGACCCAGACAGUCCCAACCAGGAGCUGGAGUUCAUCAUCACACGUCCACCACACUUUGGAUACCUGGAGAACGCCAUCACAGGUGGAUAUGUCAAAGGUCGCUUCACGCAGAAGGACGUGGACCAGCAAGCGCUGCGCUACGUCAUUCCCUCAGACAUGGAGGUCACGGCAGACAGCUUUGAGUUCCAGCUCUCAGACCCAGCAGGGAACACCGUGCUCCCAGAAGUAAUGGAACUCAGGUGGUCUCGUGUGGAGCUGACAGCUUCCUGCUACCGCGUUUGCGAGAACGCAGGAACUCUUGCCGUGCAGGUGAUGCGCAGUGGGAACAGCAGGGACCCCGCCUACGUUGGCAUACAGGCUCAAGAGGGCACAGCUAAAGUGGGCAAGGACUUCACUCACAGCUCCGCCAGUCUGAUCCAGUUCGAUCCAGGAGUAAAUAUCAAGUUUUGGAACAUUCACCUUAAUGAUGACAGGCUGGAGGAGAAUCAUGAGAACCUGGAGGUGGUGCUGAAAGCCCAGAAGAAUGCUGUUCUGGGACAGAGACGCAGAGCCUCGGUGGAGAUCGUGGAUCCCCGAGAUGGUAGGUGUGACCCAGAUGAUCUGGUGGUUGAGGGCCAUGAGAAAGAACCUCCUCUCCUUCAUUCUCCAAGCAUCUACCAGUCCCCACCACUGGCACCACAAGCACCGCAGGAGGAAGACCACACGCCGGACCCCAACACGGGGAUCGUACGGGACAAGCCGCCGCUGAGAGGGGACGUACCCCAUCGCACUCAGCUCAUCCGCUUCAGCAGUGGGGAGGCUCAAGAGCAGCCUGACCUCAACCAAGGCAGGACACAGAAGAGACUCAUGAGCGACACUGGACACACGUUCCAUGGGAUGAUCCCAGUAAGGCCGGAGGAAGAGGGACCUGUGCCCCGUGUCCACCCAGAGCUGGAGGUCAUGCCCAUCUGGAGCUGGGCUGGACGUCCCACUGUCCUCAGACCAGUAGACGCUCCCCAGAGAGACGCCGGCUUCGGUUCACCAGUACACCAGCACAAGUCUGCCAAGGUUGUGAGUGUUGGCUGUCUCCCUGGGUGGACCCAUUACAGACGGAGGUGCUACAUCCUGGGCCCUGGUGCAGCUGGCUGGACCGGUGCUCAGCACGCGUGCUCAGCGCUUGACAGUCAUUUGACAAGCGUGCGUUCGAAGGCUCAUAUGAAGUGGCUGUGGAGCUUCGCCAGGAAACAACCAUUCUGGAUUGGGCUUUCUGGCACUCCGGGCCGAUGGUCUUGGACUGAUGGUACGCUACUGACCUUCUCCAGACUCAAGAAAAACAAGGCUUUAGACCAGGAGGUUCCUGCACACUCCUCUCACAGAUGUGUGUUGGCCCAAGACCAAAAGAUAUGGAUUCCCCAAAACUGUACAGCCAAAUCACAUGUAUAUCUAUGUUCAUCAUCUACACAGGUUAACAAAUAAAAAAAGAAAACAAUAAAUAUGCUUGACACCAACCUGUGCCACUUCUUUCGAACUUGUAAACAUAAAAUAAACAUUGCAGUG
Electrophorus electricus (electric eel) is the source of this 7057-nucleotide messenger RNA. It is a transcript of the gene frem1b, whose product is annotated as Fras1 related extracellular matrix 1b. Gene Ontology annotation, biological process: anatomical structure morphogenesis; cell communication. Lineage: Eukaryota; Metazoa; Chordata; Actinopteri; Gymnotiformes; Gymnotidae. Gene Ontology annotation, cellular component: membrane. The record is from RefSeq and is a predicted model, not a curated record.